Molecule: messenger RNA, 2937 nt
Organism: Truncatella angustata
Lineage: Eukaryota; Fungi; Ascomycota; Sordariomycetes; Amphisphaeriales; Sporocadaceae
Product: UNC-like C-terminal-domain-containing protein
Exons: 1
Coding region: 1-2937 (978 amino acids)
Biological process (GO): protein folding in endoplasmic reticulum
Cellular component (GO): membrane; cytoplasm
Source: RefSeq, a predicted model, not a curated record
AUGUUGUUCCUGAGGCACUGCGCCCCACUCAUCUAUCUGUUGGGCACCGCUCAAGGUCAAGGACAAAGCCAAGGUUCCAGCUCAACCCCGACUCCCGCAGGCGAUGCGACAAAGACGAAGACAGCAACACCCACGGCCCAGCCAACCUGCGAAUCGAGAACCAUAAACUAUAUCACACAUACCUUACCACAACAAUGCCUGACCGUGUCCAUUUCCCCCGCCACGGCUUCGGCGUCAACAACAACUUCUGCCUCAGAAACAAGUGUCGCUGUGUCCCAAACCGCUUCGAGUAUUGGCGGUGACACAGCGAGUGGUGUCCAGGGCCACGACCCCGACAGCGACGAAAAUGACCUGAGCACGGGAGCUUUCAUGUCAUUUGAAGAAUGGAAGGAAAUGAUGCUCGAAAAGUCCGGCCAGGAGAACCUCGAGGACCGUCCGCGCAAAUCUCAUGACGGACGUGGCCAGGCCCCUGGAGAUGACUACGGAACCAUGGGCGAAGAAGGAGAGAUCUCUUUGGACUUUGGUGCCUACUCGGACAAGAUCUCUGAAAUAACCUCUGCUGGCAAACCAGCCCAGAAGGACAAGAAAGAAAAGACCGAUGAAUUGUCAGCGGUGGAGAAGGUAUCAUACGACGAGGGGCUGGGGCAUGUAUAUCGCAGCAAAGAUGCUGGCAAGACAUGCAAGGAAAGAUUUAACUAUGCUUCGUUCGACGCAGGGGCGACAGUACUCAAGACCAACCCCGGCACCAAAAAUUCCAAGGCUAUUCUUGUCGAAAAUAAGGACUCAUACAUGCUCAUGGAGUGCAGAACUCAGAACAAGUUUUUUAUUGUAGAGCUCAGCGACGAUGUUCUAGUAGACACCGUGGUUCUGGCCAACUUUGAGUUCUUCUCAAGCAUGGUCCGCCAGUUUCGAGUCAGUGUCAGCGAUCGAUAUCCAGCCAAGCUAGACAAGUGGAAAGUGCUGGGUGAGUACGCUGCGCGGAACUCUAGGGAUGUCCAGCCCUUUCUGAUCGAACACCCUCAGAUCUGGGCGCGCUACAUUCGUAUCGAGAUCCUAAAUCACUACGGCAAGGAGUUCUAUUGUCCCUUGUCUCUGCUGCGGGUUCACGGAACGCGUAUGCUCGAUUCCUGGAAGGAAGCCGAUCCCAGUGACCUUGAAGCCGAACUUGAAGGAGAGGAGGAGACAAUAGCUAUCGAAGAAGCUCCUGAAAUAUUAGAACCAGCCGAACCUGUCGAGGUUGUAGUGGAAGAAACUGUGGUCGAGGAGCCGGCUCGAGCAGAGAAUCAGAACGUUGAACUGCUCCAGAGUAACUUUGAACCUUUCUGGGACCACUCUUAUUUCCAGCACAGAUUCCCGACCUAUGCGGUCUGUAGAUUGGACGAAGCACCUACCCAAUCUUCACAACAUACUUCAGAGACCGAAGGUCAUGACCACACCACUACUUCUGUUGAACCCAGAGGUACGGUAACUGCCAAGGAGAAUAAACCUGCCUCUGUUGUUUCAUCUCAGCAGUCUGGGAACACGUCAGCUUCAGCCAAUUCGGCCACGUCUGCUCCUAGUAAAGAACAGUCGGGCGGUUCGAAUACUGGCAAUAGAAUAUCCGAGACGACUACGACCUACGUUCAGUCGCAAUAUUCCGCGCCAGGUGGCGCGCAUACAUCAUCUAGUAAGCCGACAACUACAUCUAUACCAAUAAAGGCUUCGUCUCCUACUCCUUCAACACCUAGAAGCAAGACGGCGGCUGCUACAUCUCUCAAGCCCCCCUCAUCCAAACCUGCUAGUCCCAAAGCGUCCGGCGGCACCACAUCUCGAGGCAAAACCAUGACAGCAACCUCCUCGUCCGUUUCGGCUUCACCUACGGUGCAGGACUCAUUCUUCAAGCAACUAACUAAGCGACUGCAAAACCUCGAGUCGAAUACCACCCUUUCGAUGCAAUAUAUCGAAUCGCAGUCCAAGUUCUUACAGGAGGCGCUUGCUAAGCUCGAGCGUCGUCAUGCAGCAAAGGUUGACCUGUUUCUCGACUCGCUCAAUAAGACGGUGAUGACCGAGCUUCGCGAAUUCCGCUCGCAAUAUGACCAGAUAUGGCAAAGUACAGUCAUCGCCCUCGAAUCGCAACGUGAAAAAUUUGAACACGACAACCUUGCGCUGUCGACCCGCGUUGGGCUCCUGGCCGACGAAGUGGUAUUUCAAAAGCGAAUGGCUAUAGUCCAGAGCGUCCUACUUCUUGGCUGUCUUGUGUUAGUGGUUUUUGGUCGUGGACUUGGCACUGCUGGCUUAGAACUCUAUUACCCAUCUCAAAUCCAAGGCUCAUUCAGCAGACUCGCUAGCCCGCUCUAUCCCUCGACGCCCAAGGGAGUACGUCGAGAGUCAGCUCAGCGCAGACCAAGUACCAUGCGUGGAGCUAUCGAGGACUCAACCGGUGCAACACCGAACAGAGGGCUCGUAAGCGACAGCGAUAUGAACGAGACGCCGCCUCGUCCGCCACCGGUAGUGCGCACCCCAACCCCCGAGCCCCUGGUGAGGCCCAAAGGUCAGCGCCACCUUUCGCUGCCGGAGAACCGACAACCGCUUUCCAGGACAGUCUCGGAGCACACAGGCAUGGAGUUCUAUCAGCCCCCUACGCCUGCCAGCAUCGACGCUGACGCCGGGUAUGACUCUGAACCACCUCACCUACCCUCGUCCCCGAGAGUUGAUUAUUUCUCUGUCAAGACGAAUGGUGACUUCACAGAUCACGGAGACAGUACACCUGCAGAAACAACUUUAGAACAUUUCGACAAAACGGUACGGCUGCCAAGGCCGGCCCCUGAAGCAGAUGACCAGGCCGAAGAAGAUGCCCAGAUGAUACCCAGGGCGGGUCUCCCGCGAGUACCAACAUCUGCUGCGGCGAGCGUGAAGCCGCUGCCUGCUUUGCCCGAGCAUUCGGAUCAGAGCGACUGA